This is a messenger RNA of Linum trigynum, 2440 nucleotides long. NCBI's taxonomy places the organism in Eukaryota, Viridiplantae, Streptophyta, Magnoliopsida, Malpighiales, Linaceae. The record is from the annotation of a GenBank genome assembly.
ACCUCUCCGUCUCCCUUUUCAAUUAAAAUGAUAAAACUAAAAAUCCAUCUCAAGGAAAUCCCUGGGACUCAUGGGGCUGCAAGGUUUUCUGGCUCCUUGUACGACGGCCGACGGGAGUGACCAUCGGUGGUUGCGGUGGCAAGCUUCGAUGCGUCGUGCAAGGGCACUCGUCGGUGCUGUGUCUGCGUCGAUCAGUGGUAUGCCGAGGAGGAACCAUCAUGCCAAGUACUCGAGGAUGUGGGGGGUUCGUUGAACAAGUUUGGGCGGGGAUCAUAGUAUGGUGGGCGAGGAUCAUAGUAUGGUUGGCGGGGAUCGUGGUAUGAGAUCGGGUGGGGAUCAUAUGGGGAUUGAUGGUAGCUCGGAGGGGAUUGACGGUAGCUCGGGCAGGGAUCAUGGUAUGAGCUCGGGAAUUGCUCAUGAUGGUAGGUCAGGCGGGGAUCAUGAUGGGGAUCUUGGGAGUGGCUCGGGCGGGGAUCUUGAUGUGAGCUCGGACCGCCACCGUGUGCCACAACCAAAGGGGUCGUCACUCUCCACGCCUCCAACAGCCUUAUCUCGGGCACAUGAGGUCUUUCCCGAACCUUCUUGCUUUUCUUUCUCUCGUAUGGUGGUGGGGGUGGGGGACAUCAACUUGUACCGGAGGUGGCACCGGUGCGGGCAUGGGUGGGUAACUACGAUGAUCACGACCCUGUGCUCUGAUACAGCCAAGCAGACUGUUUGUCAUCCUCUUGAUGAAGCUCACAUCUUCAUGUCCCAUUUCAUGUUUCGCAUGGGUCAACUCUUUGAUCCGCUCGAUCCCAUUAGCCUAAAUCACAUAAAAAGGUUAGCAAGAUAAGACUAAUGAUGUGACAAAAUGAAACAAGCAAUAAAUUUAAUCUUAUUAGACGAAAUAUACUUAACAAUGCACCAUCGACCGCACCCUCCAGAGUCACGUACCAAACCGAUGUUUGUCGAUAUCUAUCCAUGUAUGGGUCAUGAUACCCCAUUCAACCCACACUUGUUGGAGUGACAAUAUCCUGAAGUUGUCGGUUCUCCCAUACCGCGAUCAUUUCCGCCAACUUCGUGGGCCAAUCGUGAGUACCUUGCCGACCAUCUCAGUGAUGAAACGCCCUUUGACUCUCGGGGACCUCCAACAGAAUGCACUGCUCCCGGCCAAACUGACGAAGGUAUCGAUCCGGCAAGUGCCACUCCACGGUCCCUAAACAAAUGAGAGGGACCCUCGUGCACCAUUGCCCGAUAUUCUCGGGGAACUGUUGUAAAUGCCAAUUAACGAUGUUCGCCGGGUAUGGAUCGAAUUUGAUCUAAAAAAAUAGUAACUUAAGUUAAAUCCGAUUGGAAAAAUACAUGUACUCCAUGAAAAAAAGUUCGGGGAUCUUAGAAGUAAACUAGUUACCUCUCCUUCCCAAAGUCGCUCUAGCCUCCUCCGAUACUCUACCAACUUGUGUUGGGCAAGAUUGUCGCAUGUUGAGGCUCCAACCCACCUAAGAAAAAUUGUGUUAUUAAAAUCAUAAUGGGGUAUGAGAAAUUUACCUACAACCAUAAGCUUCGAGUCUUAGGGGAUGAUCGGGACCCCAAUUCCUGUCGGGACAUUGGAGCGGUGCAAUCCAUGGCAGAUGUUCCCAAGCCCAAAAUUGGACGAUGAACAUUGCGUCGCCGACCUCCCUCACAGCUUUGAGAGAUGCAUUGCACAAAUGGUGGUAGAUAUUAGCUAGGCAAGCGGAAGCCCAACUCAACUCCCCCAUCGCAUCCCAAUCACCAAGGAGGAUCCUAAGCCAUCCACAGUUAAUUAAAUUGCUCGAUUUUUUGGAGAAGAACACUCCUCCUAUCGAUAUCAUGCCUAUGAGAUAGACACGAGCAUAUCUUUCCUUCUCUAGCUCCGGACUUUCCUCGGUUAAGGGUACCCCAUUUCUUUCAGGAUUGUGAAGGUCCCUAAAAUACUUCGUCAACCAAGUGAUUAAUACUUGGCCUUUCCUCAAUGGUGGCAAGCGAUCCGUCACAUCAACGCUCCCCUUGGUUGGUACUUUCACCCCCAAAACACUAUGGAUGAAACACUGCCAACCGGUCAUACCGUCACGAUCCUCGGGGGUUGAUCACUCACACACACCGUUUUGCCGUCGAUGGGCAGAUGAGUUAGGAUGGCGACAUCCUUGAGUGUGAUGGUGCACUCUCCUUUCCGAAAGUUGAAACAAUGUGUCUCCUUUCUCCAUCUCUCCACCAAUGCGGUGAUGAGUUGGCGAUCGACUUUUAUGCCUACAAAAUGCCUAAUCGACUCCAACCGUGCCCUUUUGAGAAAGAGCAAGAUAACUAGGUUCCAUGGGAACACAUUGGUCGUACCCUGUAGCGGAGUAUUUGUUGUGCCUCCUAGCAAAAAUUUCAACGUUAUUUAUGAUAUAUUAGUAACAGUUUAGUCUUAUAACUAAAUUAAUUAAAAUUUUUAAUGAUU